AUGUGCAACAAAGUCUACCUCCCCAAGUGGUGUCUCGGCCACGGCCCGACAAACGACUGGGAGCUCUACAAAACCCAAGAGUGUGACUGCGGCAUGACUCCUCUGGACAUCUAUCGCCAGCCUCACCCGUACUUCACCUUCCGCUGCGACGACUGCGUGGCGACAAACCGUUGGUUCGAGAACAGUCCGGCUGGCAUCCAGUGGCGGCAUGAGAAUGAAGGGGCUGCGGAGAAGGAAGAGGUGAAGCUGAAGAAGCCUGUGAAGAGCAGGCUUGUGAAGCCGAAGAAAUGA
Messenger RNA from Anthostomella pinea, 291 nucleotides. Lineage: Eukaryota; Fungi; Ascomycota; Sordariomycetes; Xylariales; Xylariaceae. The record is from the annotation of a GenBank genome assembly.